Messenger RNA from Choloepus didactylus (southern two-toed sloth), 1401 nucleotides. RefSeq names its product clusterin like 1 (gene CLUL1). Lineage: Eukaryota; Metazoa; Chordata; Mammalia; Pilosa; Megalonychidae. Bases 7 to 1401 code for a protein of 464 amino acids. The transcript is spliced from 7 exons. The record is from RefSeq and is a predicted model, not a curated record.
GGGAACAUGAAGCUGCCACUCUUGGUGUUUAUUGUAUAUCUGCUGUGGUUGAAAGAUUGUCACUGUGCACCCACUUGGAAGGACAAAACUGCAUUCAGUGGUAACCUGAAGAGUUUUUCUGAGGCUGGGGAGAUAGAUGCAGAUGAGGAGGUGAGGAAAGCUUUGGUUGGUAUUAAGCAGAUGAAAAUCAUGAUGGAAAGAAGAGGGGAGGAACACACCAAUCUCAUGAAAACCCUGAAGAAGUGCAGAGCGGAAAAGCAGGAGGCACUGCAACUCAUGAAUGAAGUUCAAGAACAUCUGGAGGAGGAAGAACGGCUGUGCCAGGUGGCUCUGAAAGAUUCCUGGGAUCAGUGCAAGUCCUGCCUGGAAAGUAACUGCAUGAGAUUUUAUACAACCUGCCAACCUAGUUGGUCCUCUGUAAAAAAUACGAUCGAACAGUUUUUCAGGAAGAUGUAUCAGUUUUUGUUUCCUUUCCAUGAAGACAAAGAAAAAGAUUUCCCUGUUGGUGAAAAGCCCAUUGAAGAGGAUGCACAGCUGGCCCAAAUAGAGGAUGUGUUCAGCCAGCUGACUGUGGAUGUGCACUCUCUAUUUAACAGUAGUUUUAACAUCUUCAAAUGGAUGCAGCAAGAAUUUGAUCAGGCAUUUCAAUCAUAUUUCUUGUCAGAUGCAGACUUAAUUGAACCUUAUGUUUUUCCAGCUGUAUCUAAAGGGCCAACGGAAACAGCAGAUCUUCUGCAAAGUUGGGACCUUCCUUACUUCUUCCAGCUGUUUUGUAAUUUCAGUCUCUCUGUUUAUGAAAGUGUCAGUGAGUUAAUUACUGAGACGCUGAAUGCAAUAGAGGAUUCACCAAAACAUGACAAAGACCCUGACCACGGAGGCCCGAGUUCAAAGACGUUGCCUGUGCAGCACGGAGGGCUGUGUGCAGGACUCGGCCAGGAUGUGUCGGGAUGCCUCAAAUUUCAUGAAAGAUGCCAAAAAUGUCAGGAUUACCUAUGGGAAAACUGCCCUGAUGUACCUGAACUGCACACAAAAUUAGAUGAGGCCUUUGAAUUGGUCAAUGUGUCCAACCAGCAGUAUGCCCAGAUUCUCCAGAUAACCCAACAUCACUUAGAAGAUACCACAGAUCUGAUGGAGCAGAUGAGAGAGCAGUUUGGCUGGGUGUCUGAACUUGCAAACCAGAUCCUUGAGACUGAGAACAUCUUCAGUCCGAUAAAGAUAGUAAGUGUUCCUGAAGGAAACGUUUCCGAUCGAGAUAAAACGAUGACAGACUUAAGCAUUCUGCCUUCCCCUAAUUCCACACUCAAGAUUCCUCUUGAAGAAAGUGCUCAGAGUUCUAACUUCAUUGACUAUGUGGUGGCAAAAGCUCUAGAGCAUUUUAAGGAACAUUUUAAAACUUGGUAA